AUGGCUGCCACCUCGGGAUUGUCGACUGCGGUUUCUGUUCCCGCCAAGCUCAGCCACGUGGCGUCCUCCAGCAACGGCAUCUCCGGCACCGAGACCUCCGUCGCUUUCCCCUCCGCGAGGCAAGCGACUCGUGCGGGAUCGAACGUGGGGGAGGGGCGCGGGAAAUGCCGAUGCUCGACGGCGGAAAUUCUCCACGACGGCGCGCGGGAUCCGCUGCUGCUGCGCGUGGCGCGCGGAGAAGACGCGGAGAGGACGCCCGUGUGGCUCAUGCGCCAGGCGGGGCGCUACAUGAAGGACUUCCGCAAGUUCUCGGACAAGUACCCGUUCCGGAUGCGGUCGGAGACGGCGGAGAUCGCGAUCGAGCUGACGCUGCAGCCGUGGAAGGCGUUCGGCACGGACGGCGUCAUCAUGUUCUCCGACAUCCUCACCAUCCUGCCCGCCAUCGGGGUCGAGUUCGACAUGGUCAAGGGCAAGGGGCCCGUCAUUGCGGACCCUCUCCGCACAAAGGACGACCUGCGCGACCUCAAGCCCCUGGAGGACCCGGACGCUAAGCUGCCGUUCAUCCGCGAGAUCCUCACAUCGCUGCGCAGGGAGCUGGCAGGCAGCGAGGCGACGCUGCUGGGGUUUGUGGGCACGCCGUGGACGCUGGCAGCGUACGCCAUUGAGGGACAGGGCAGCAAGAACCUGCUCGCCACCAAACGCAUGAUGCUGCACGAGCCGGAGUUGCUGCACGGCAUUCUGGCGGCCCUAGAAGACGCCCUAGUGGUGUAUGUGAGCCACCAGAUCAGCUGUGGGGCGCACAUCGUGCAGCUCUUUGACUCAUGGGCGCACCACCUCACGCCCGCGCAGUUCGCCGAGUUCAGCCUGCCGUACGCCGAGCGGAUCGUGCAGCGUGUGAAGCAGCUGCACCCGCACACGCCGCUCAUCUUCCAUGCCAAUGGGGGGACUGGCAAGCUGCACCUGGUGCAGCAGGGGUGCAGUGCGGACGUGGUGGGGCUCGACUGGGGCACUGAUAUGGCUGAGGCUCGGCGUGUGUUUGGCAGCGAUGCUGUGCUACAGGGGAACGUGGACCCGAUGGUUCUGUUUGGGCCGGAGGCGUCCAUCAGAGCAGCCGUGGCUGAUUGCUUGAGCAAGGCGGGAGGCCGGAGACACAUUCUCAACGUGGGCCAUGGGGUGGUGCAGGGGACUCCUGAAGAAUCUGUGGCUCUCUUCUCAAUGGCCGCCGUCGCCUCUUCCUCUGCUGUCCGCGUGGCUGCCGUGUUCGGCGCCAAGAACCAGAAGCUCAAUGCCAAGAGCUUCGCCGGCGCUUCCCUCGCCGUGAAGGCCGCUCCCGCGCGCCUGACCAUGGCCGCGGAGGCUCCCGCCGGUUUCUCCCCCCCGGAGCUGAAGUCCGACACGCCGUCGCCCAUCUUCGGCGGCAGCACCGGCGGCCUUCUCCGCAAGGCUCAGGUCGAGGAGUUCUACGUGAUCACGUGGGAGGCCAAGAAGGAGCAGAUCUUCGAGAUGCCCACCGGCGGUGCUGCCAUCAUGCGCGCGGGCCCCAACCUGCUGAAGCUCGCCAGGAAGGAGCAGUGCCUCGCGCUCGGCACCCAGCUGAGGACAAAGUUCAAGAUUAACUACCAGUUCUACCGCGUGUUCCCCAGCGGCGAGGUUCAGUACCUCCACCCUAAGGACGGCGUGUACCCCGAGAAGGUGAAUGCUGGCCGUGCCAACACCAACGUGAACCUGCGCUCCAUCGGCAAGAACGUUGAUCCCGCUGUUGUGAACGCGACACUUGUCGGCGAGUGUGAGAUCUGGGUGGUGGGCGGCAGCGACGAGCGCGCCGUGAAGCAUGACGUGUUCGCUUUCAACACGCGCACCAGAGAGUGGAGGCAGGUUCAGACACGUGGCAGGUAUGCAGAGUACCCACGUGUCACACAUGCUGCCAUGGUGCAUCCACAGCAUGCCACGUGGCUGCUCAUCCACGGGGGCUACGGCGGCAACGGACCCACGCUUGAGUUCCUCGACGAUCUCUGUGUACUCGAUACAGGUAUACUUGCUACCAUGCUUUGUGCUGAGAUUUUUCAGGUGCUCUUCCACCUCUUCCACCUCACCCUCCCUCUUGCCCCAUACCCAAUGCCCAAUGCCCGCCAGUCCUCCCUGCACCUACCCGCUCCCCCAAUCCCUAGGGCGUACGACCCUUUGUCCAACGCGUGGGAGCAGCCCACGGUGGCGCCAGGGAGCCCACAGGCGCAGCCGCGGUCCAAUCACGCGGCGACAGGUGUCGGGGGCGGGAUGGCGGUGGUGCACGGGGGGCGUGUGAAGAAGGAGCGGCUGGACGACCUCUGGCUGCUGCAGGUGCGGUUUUUUGUGCUGCCCUGCCAUGCAGUGCAAUACCAUGUGUCUUGGUAUGAGAGUGCAGAGGAUGGCACUGGCAAGUGA
Molecule: messenger RNA, 2421 nt
Organism: Closterium sp. Yama58-4
Lineage: Eukaryota; Viridiplantae; Streptophyta; Zygnematophyceae; Desmidiales; Closteriaceae
Source: the annotation of a GenBank genome assembly